CCCGUGCACCCGGCCGCCGGCCGCCCCGUGACGAGCGGGAGGGCCGGCGGGGGACCCCGGGGAGCGGAACAGCCUGGCGGCGGCCGCCCCCUCUCCGCGCUCCCCGCGCCCUGCUCCCUCGGCCGCGGCCUCUGACACGAGAAAGAGAUGCUGGUUGCAACUUUUGGAGAUCCCUGUUUUUUAUGGAACACAAUACUAUAAAAUUUUCAUAAGAUUCCUUGGCAAUAACAUACACUUGUGAUGGACCAUAGAAACACUGCUAUGUUAGGAUUGGGUUCUGAUUCCGAAGGAUUUUCAAGAAAGAGCCCUUCUGCCAUCAAUACUGGCACACUGGUCAGCAAAAGAGAAAUAGAGUUAGAGAGCAACACAAAGGAGGAAGAGGAUCUUCUCAAGUGGAAUCGGGAAAGAAAAACUGAAGCCGGGAAAGAUGAUUGUUUGGCUGCUGCACAACAACAGUUUUCAGUGAAAGAAACAAACUUUUCAGAGGGAAAUUUAAAAUUGAAGAUUGGCCUUCAAGCUAAAAGAACUAAAAAACCUCCAAAAAACCUGGAAAACUAUGUGUGCCGACCUGCCAUAAAAACAACUAUCAAACACCCAAGGAAAACACUUAAAAGUGGAAAAAUGACUGAUGAGAAGAAUGAACACUGCCCUUCAAAACGGAAAGAGAGAGAGAGGGAGAGAUACCACAGUACCACUCUACCAUCUGUGGAGCUUCCCCCAAUGUCUUGGUGUUCCCAUGUGGUGCUGGGGCUAAAAUCUACGACCGCUUACAUGGACUCCUCAAAAUUGUACAAGAAAGCAGGUGAUUCAGCAGCCAUUGAAUGCCACUCUGAAGAAAGCAUCCAUCUUCAUUCACAGGGAGAAAAUAAUUCUUUGUCUAAGAAGCUUUCUCCAGUACACUCAGAAAUGACAGAUUAUAUGAAUGCAGCAUCCCUUGUUGGUAGUCGGGAUCCCGAUUUUAAAGACAGAGCAUUACUUAAUGGAGGAACAACUGUAACAGAAAAGUUGGCACAGCUCAUUGCAACUUGUCCUCCCUCCAAGUCUUCCAAGACAAAACCGAAGAAGUUAGUCACUGGCACUACUGCAGGAUUGGUUAGUAAGGAUUUGAUCAGGAAAGCAAGUGUCAGCACUGUAGCUGGAAUUAUACAUAAGGACUUAAUUAAAAAACCAACUAUCAGUACAGCAGUUGGAUUGGUAACUAAAGAUCCUGGGAAAAAGUCAGUAUUUAAUGCAACAGUAGGGUUGGUCAAUAAAGACUCCAUGAAAAAAUUGGGAACUGGCACUACAACAGUAUUCAUUAAUAAAGACUUGGGCAAAAAGCCAGGGACUAUCACUACAGUAGGACUGCUAAGCAAGGAUUCAGGAAAGAAGCUAGGAAUUGGUAUUGUUCCAGGUUUAGUGAAUAAGGAAUCUGGAAAGAAGUUAGGACUUGGCACUGUAGUUGGACUGGUUAAUAAAGACUUGGGGAAGAAAUUGGGUUCUACUGUUGGCCUCAUGGCCAAGGACUGUGCAAAAAAGAUUGUAGCAAGUUCAGCAAUGGGGUUGAUUAAUAAGGACAUUGGGAAAAAAAUAGUGAGUUGUCCUAUGGCAGGACUGAUCAGUAGAGACUCCAUCAACCUUAAAGCUGAAGCACUGCUCCCCCCUCAGGAACUGCAUAAGGUAUCUUGUAGUACAAACAUCAGUAGUCAUGAAAAUCAAGACAUUUCUGAGUCCAUGAAAGACAGUGCCACCGGCAAAAUUUUUGAGAAGAAUGUUUUACGCCAAAGUAAAGAAAAUAUCUUGGAAAAGUUCUCAGUUCGAAGAGAAAUUAAUAAUUUGGAAAAACAAAUGUUUAAUGAAGGAACAUGCAUUCAGCAAGACAGUUUCUCACCCAUUGAAAGGGGGCCUUAUGAAAUUUCAAAGCAUGAAAAGCAACCUCCUGUGUAUUGUACUUCUCCAGACUUUCAGAUGGGAGGUGCUUCUGAUAUGUCCACAGCUAAAUCACCUUUUAGUGCAGUGGGAGAAAGCAAUCUUCCUUCCCCAUCACCUACUGUAUCUGUUAAUCCUUUAACCAGAAAUUCCCCUGAAACAUCUUCACAGAUGGCUCAUAAUCCAUUACAUUUAAGUCCUACCACAGAUCUAAUGGAAGACAUUUCUGAAUCUGUUGGGAAGAGACAAUUUACUUCUGAAAGUACCCACUUGAACAUUAGUCAUAGAUCCAUGGGUCAUAGCAUAAAUAUUGAAUGUAAAGGGAUUGAUAAAGAGCUAAAUGAUUCAAGAACUACUCAUAUUGAUAUACCAAGAAUAAGCUCUUCCCUGGGAAAAAAGCCAAGUUUGACUUCUGAAUCCAGUAUUCAUACAAUUACCCCUUCGGUUGUUAACUUCACCAGUUUAUUUAGUAACAAGCCGUUUCUAAAACUUGGUGCAGUAGCUGCAUCUGAUAAACACUGCCAAGUCACUGAAAGCCUAAGCUCUAGUUUGCAGUCCAAACCAUUGAAAAAAAGGAAAGGAAGAAAACCACGAUGGACUAAAGUGGUAGCAAGAAGCACAUGCCGGUCUCCAAAAGGGCUAGAAUUAGAAAGAUCAGAGCUUUUUAAAAAUGUUUCCUGUAGUUCACUAUCAAGUAGUAAUUCUGAACAGGCCAAGUUUAUGAAAAACAUUGGAUCAUCUUCAUUUGUAGAUCAUGACUUCCUUAAACGCCGAUUGCCAAAGUUGAGCAAAUCCACAACUCCAUCUCUUGCUCUUUUAACUGACAGUGAAAAAACAUCUCAUAAAUCUUUUGCUACUCACAAACUCUCCUCCAGUAUGUGUGUCUCUAGUGACCUCUUGUCAGAUAUUUAUAAGCCCAAAAGAGGAAGACCUAAAUCUAAGGAGAUGCCUCAACUGGAAGGCCCACCUAAAAGGACUUUAAAGAUCCCUGCCUCUAAAGUUUUUUCUUUACAGUCUAAGGAAGAACAAGAACCCCCAAUUUUACAGCCAGAAAUUGAAAUUCCUUCCUUCAAACAGAGUAUAUCUCUGUCUCCUUUUCCAAAAAAGAGAGGCAGGCCUAAGAGGCAAAUGAGGUCACCAGUCAAGAUGAAGCCACCUGUGUUAUCAGUGGCUCCAUUUGUUGCCACUGAAAGUCCAAGCAAGAUAGAGUCUGAGAGUGACAACCAUAGAAGUAGCAGCGAUUUCUUUGAGAGUGAGGAUCAGCUUCAGGAUCCUGAUGACCUAGAUGACAGUCAUAGAUCUACUGUCUGUAGCAUGAGUGACCUUGAAAUGGAACCAGAUAAAAAAAUUACCAAGAGAAACAAUGGACAGUUGAUGAAAACAAUAAUCCGCAAAAUAAAUAAAAUGAAGACAUUAAAGAGAAAGAAACUGUUGAAUCAGAUUCUUUCAAGUUCUGUAGAGUCAAGUAAAGGGAAAGUGCAAUCCAAACUCCAUAACACAGUGUCAAGUCUUGCUGCCACAUUUGGCUCUAAAUUGGGACAACAGAUAAAUGUUAGCAAGAAAGGAACCAUUUAUAUAGGAAAGAGGAGGGGUCGAAAACCAAAAACUGUCUUAAAUGGCCUUCUUUCGGGUAGCCCAACUAGCCUUGCUGUUCUUGAGCAGACAGCUCAGCAGGCAGCUGGAUCAGCACUAGGACAGAUUCUUCCCCCUUUACUGCCUUCAUCUGCUAGCAGUUCUGAGAUUCUUCCAUCACCUAUUUGCUCUCAGUCGUCUGGGACUAGUGGAGGUCAGAGUCCUGUAAGUAGUGAUGCAGGCUUUGUUGAACCCAGUUCUCUGCCAUAUUUGCACUUACACUCCAGGCAGGGCAGUAUGAUUCAGACUCUUGCAAUGAAAAAGGCUUCAAAGGGGAGGAGGCGGUUAUCUCCUCCUACUUUGCUGCCAAAUUCUCCUUCUCAUUUGAGUGAACUCACAUCUCUAAAAGAAGCAACUCCUUCCCCUAUUAGCGAGUCUCAUAGUGAUGAGACCAUUCCCAGUGACAGUGGAAUUGGAACAGAUAAUAACAGUACAUCAGACAGGGCAGAGAAAUUUUGUGGACAAAAAAAGAGGAGGCAUUCUUUUGAGCAUGUUUCUCUGAUUCCCCCUGAAACCUCUACAGUCCUAAGUAGUCUUAAGGAAAAACAUAAACAUAAAUGUAAGCGCAGGAAUCAUGAUUACCUCAGCUACGACAAGAUGAAAAGGCAGAAACGAAAACGGAAAAAGAAAUACCCCCAACUGAGAAAUAGACAGGAUCCAGACUUUAUUGCUGAUCUGGAGGAGUUAAUAAGUCGUCUAAGUGAAAUUCGAAUCACCCAUCGAAGUCACCAUUUUAUACCUCGAGACCUUCUGCCAACUAUUUUUCGAAUCAAUUUCAAUAGCUUCUAUACACAUCCUUCUUUCCCCUUAGACCCGUUGCACUAUAUUCGAAAACCCGACUUAAAAAAGAAGAGAGGGAGACCUCCUAAGAUGAGGGAGGCGAUGGCUGAAAUGCCUUUUAUGCAUAGCCUUAGUUUUCCACUCUCGAGUACUGGAUUUUAUCCCUCUUAUGGCAUGCCUUACUCUCCUUCACCCCUUACAGCUGCUCCCAUAGGACUAGGUUAUUAUGGGAGGUAUACCCCCACUAUUUACCCACCUCCUCCCUCUCCAUCUUUCACUACUCCACUUCCACCUCCUUCCUAUAUGCAUGCUGGUCAUUUGCUUCUCAAUCCUACUAAAUACCAUAAGAAAAAGCAUAAACUACUUCGUCAGGAGGCCUUUCUUACAACCAGCAGAACUCCCCUUCUUUCCAUGAGUACCUAUCCCAGUGUCCCUCCUGAGAUGGCCUAUGGUUGGAUGGUUGAGCACAAACAUAGACAUCGUCACAAGCACAGAGAACACCGUUCUUCUGAGCAACCCCAAGUUUCCAUGGACACUGGCUCUUCCAGAUCCGUCCUGGAAUCUCUGAAACGCUAUCGAUUUGGGAAGGAUACUGUUGGAGAGCGCUAUAAACAUAAGGAUAAACACCGGUGUCAUAUGUCCUACCCUCAUCUCUCUCCUUCAAAAAGCUUAAUAAACAGAGAAGAGCAGUGGGUUCACCGAGAACCUUCAGAAUCUAGUUCAUUGACCUUGGGAUUGCAGACACCUUUACAGAUUGACUGUUCAGAAAGUUCUCCAAGUUUAUCCCUUGGAGGAUUCACUCCCAACUCUGAUCCAGCCAGCAAUGAUGAACAUACAAACCUUUUCACAAGUGCAAUAGGCAGCUGCAGAGUUUCAAACCCUAAUUCCAGUGGCCGGAAGAAACUAACUGACAGCCCUGGACUCUUUUCUGCACAGGACACUUCAUUAAAUAGGCCUCACAGAAAGGAGCCACUGCCUUCCAGUGAAAGGGCAGUCCCGACCUUGACAGGGGCCCAGCCAGCCUCCGAUAAGUCUUCCCACCGACCUUCAGAGAGCACAAACUGCAGCCCUACUCGGCGGAGGUCUUCAUCUGAAAGUACUUCUUCCACAGUGAAUGGAGUUCCCUCUCGAAGCCCAAGAUUGGUUGUUUCUGGGGAUGAGUCUGUUGAUAGUUUACUACAACGGAUGGUACAACAUGAAGACCAAGAUCCCCUGGAGAAAAAUAUUGAUGCUGUGAUUGCAUCUGUCUCUGUGCCACCUUCCUCCAGCCCAGGUCAUAUCCACAAUAAGGAGAGAACCCUGAGCAAAUCAGACAGCCUUCUAGUGCCUGCAGUCCCUAGUGAUUCUUGCAGUAAUAGUAUCUCGCUGCUUUCUGAAAAGUUGCCAAGCAGCUGUUCCCCCCAUCACAUCAAAAGAAGCGUUGUGGAAGCUAUGCAGCGCCAAGCUCGAAAAAUGUGCAAUUAUGACAAAAUCUUGGCCACCAAGAAAAACUUGGACCAUGUCAAUAAAAUUUUAAAAGCCAAAAAGCUACAAAGACAGGCCAGGACAGGAAAUAACUUUGUGAAACGCAGGCCAGGUCGACCUCGGAAAUGUCCCCUCCAGGCUGUUGUAUCAAUGCAAGCAUUCCAGGCUGCUCAGUUUGUCAACUCAGAAUUGAAUGAAGUUGAAGAAGGAACAGCACUUCACCUUAAUCCUGAUACAGUUACAGAUGUCAUUGAGGCUGUUGUUCAGAGUGUGAACCUAAAUCCAGAACAUAAAAAGGGAUUGAAGAGGAAAAGUUGGCUUUUGGAUGAACAGACCAAGAAAAAGCAGAAGCCAUUCCCAGAAGGAGGAGGAGGUGAAGAAGAGAAUACUAAAAGCUUCUCUGAUGCAGCAGUUGAGAUUCUCAGUCCUCCAGAAGUCCCAGCAAAACCAUCUGAACCUGAAAAUACCUUGCAGUCUGUGCUUUCUCUCAUCCCAAGAGAAAAGAAGACCCCACGUCCCCCAAAGAAGAAAUAUCAGAAAGCGGGGCUAUAUUCUGAUGUUUACAAAACUGCAGACCCAAAGAGUCGGCUGAUCCAAUUAAAGAAAGAGAAGCUGGAAUACACUCCAGGGGAACAUGAAUAUGGAUUAUUUCCAGCUCCUAUUCAUGUUGUUCAGGUUGUAGGUGACUAUCCCAGCAGCUCGGUGUGCAAGGCAGAAAGCAGCCCUGGACAGAACACCCCUUCAUCACAGGCUGCACUCACACCCAGAAAAUAUCUCAGACAAAAGAGAAUUGACUUCCAGCUUCCUUAUGAUAUCCUUUGGCAGUGGAAGCAUAAUCAGCUAUACAAAAAGCCAGAUGUCCCACUAUAUAAAAAAAUCCGUUCAAAUGUGUAUGUUGAUGUCAAACCCCUUUCUGGCUAUGAGGCAACCACCUGUAACUGUAAGAAGCCAGAUGACGACAUUAGGAAGGGUUGCAUGGAUGACUGCCUCAACAGAAUGAUCUUUGCUGAGUGCUCCCCUAACACAUGCCCCUGUGGUGAGCAGUGUUGUAACCAGAGGAUACAGAGACAUGAGUGGGUUCAGUGCCUAGAACGAUUUCGAGCUGAGGAGAAAGGCUGGGGAAUCAGAACCAAAGAACCCCUGAAAGCUGGGCAGUUCAUCAUUGAAUACUUAGGGGAGGUUGUCAGCGAACAGGAGUUCAGGAACAGGAUGAUUGAGCAGUAUCAUAAUCACAGUGACCACUAUUGUUUGAACCUGGAUAGUGGGAUGGUGAUUGACAGUUACAGAAUGGGAAAUGAGGCUCGAUUCAUCAACCACAGCUGUGAUCCAAACUGUGAAAUGCAGAAAUGGUCUGUUAAUGGGGUUUACCGGAUUGGACUCUAUGCUUUGAAAGAUAUGCCAGCUGGUACUGAACUCACUUAUGAUUACAACUUUCAUUCCUUUAAUGUUGAAAAACAGCAACUGUGUAAAUGUGGCUUUGAAAAGUGUCGAGGGAUCAUCGGAGGCAAGAGUCAGCGCAUGAAUGGACUCACCAGUAGUAAAACUAGCCAGCCUAUGAACACACAUAAAAAAUCUGGACGGUCAAAAGAGAAGAGGAAGUCUAAACACAAGCUGAAGAAAAGGAGAGGCCACCUCUCUGAGGAACCCAGUGAAAGCAUCAACACACCAACAAGACUGACCCCCCAAUUACAAAUGAAGCCAAUGUCCAAUCGAGAGAGGAACUUUGUAUUAAAGCAUCAUGUGUUCUUGGUCCGAAAUUGGGAGAAGAUUCGGCAAAAACAGGAAGAAGUAAAGCACACUAAUGAUAACAUUCAUUCAGCAUCAUUAUAUACUCGAUGGAAUGGCAUGUGUAGAGAUGAUGGGAACAUAAAGUCUGAUGUCUUCAUGACCCAAUUCUCCGCCUUACAGACAGCUCGAUCUGUUAGAACAAGACGGUUAGCAGCUGCAGAGGAAAACAUUGAAGUGGCUCGGGCAGCCCGCCUAGCCCAGAUCUUCAAAGAGAUCUGUGAUGGAAUCAUCUCUUAUAAAGAUUCUUCUCGACAAGCACUGGCAGCGCCACUUUUGAACCUCCCCCCAAAGAAAAAGAAUGCGGAUUAUUACGAGAAGAUUUCUGAUCCCCUAGAUCUUGUCACCAUAGAGAAGCAAAUCCUCAUUGGUUAUUAUAAGACAGUGGAAGCAUUUGAUGCUGACAUGCUCAAGGUCUUUCGGAAUGCUGAGAAGUACUACGGGCGUAAAUCUCCAAUUGGACGGGAUGUUUGCCGACUUCGAAAGGCCUACUACAACGCCCGGCAUGAGGCAUCUGCGCAGAUUGAUGAGAUUGUGGGAGAGACAGCUAGUGAAGCAGACAGCAGUGAGACCUCAGUCUCUGAGAAGGAGAAUGGGCAUGAAAAGGAUGAUGAUGUUAUCCGCUGUAUCUGUGGCCUCUACAAGGAUGAAGGUCUUAUGAUCCAGUGCGACAAGUGCAUGGUGUGGCAGCACUGUGACUGUAUGGGUGUGAACUCAGAUGUAGAACACUACCUUUGUGAGCAGUGUGACCCAAGGCCCGUGGACCGAGAAGUGCCCAUGAUCCCUCGGCCCCACUAUGCCCAACCUGGCUGUGUUUACUUCAUCUGUUUGCUCAGAGAUGACUUACUGCUUCGUCAAGGUGACUGUGUAUACCUGAUGCGGGACAGCCGCCGCACUUCUGAUGGCCACCCAGUCCGUCAGUCCUAUCGAUUAUUAUCUCAUAUCAAUCGAGAUAAGCUUGAUAUAUUUCGCAUUGAGAAACUUUGGAAAAAUGAAAAAGAAGAACGAUUUGCCUUUGGUCACCAUUAUUUCCGUCCCCAUGAAACCCACCACUCUCCAUCCCGUCGCUUCUAUCACAAUGAACUAUUUCGAGUACCACUGUAUGAAAUCAUUCCUUUAGAGGCUGUUGUGGGGACUUGCUGUGUGUUAGAUCUUUAUACAUACUGUAAAGGGAGACCCAAAGGAGUGAAGGAACAAGAUGUUUACAUCUGUGAUUAUCGACUUGACAAGUCAGCACACCUGUUUUACAAGAUUCACCGAAACCGCUAUCCUGUCUGCACCAAACCCUAUGCCUUUGACCACUUCCCCAAGAAACUAACUCCCAAGAGAGAUUUCUCACCUCAUUAUGUCCCAGACAACUACAAGAGGAACGGAGGGCGCAGAUCAUCCUGGAAGUCUGAGCGCUCAAAGCCACCGCUGAAAGACCUGGGCCAGGAGGAUGAUGCCCUGCCCUUGAUUGAAGAGGUGCUGGCCAGUCAGGAGCAAGCAGCCAAUGAGAUGCCUGGCCUAGAAGAACGUGAACAGGAAGGGGGCACUACUGACAUCAGUGAGAAUGAGAAAAAAACCGAGGAAAAUAGUCAAGAACCCCAGCCAGCCUGCACCCCUGAGGAAAGGCGUCAUAAUCAGCGGGAACGUCUCAACCAGAUCUUGCUCAACCUCCUAGAAAAAAUACCUGGAAAGAAUGCCAUCGAUGUGACCUACUUGCUGGAGGAAGGCUCAGGCAGAAAACUUCGAAGGCGCACUUUGUUUAUGCCAGAACAUAGCUUUCGGAAGUGAGCCUGAAUGGAGUUGGAACCUCAAGCAUCUGGGAUCCAGUGAAGCGAGCUGUCCUGCCUCCUGUUCUGAGUGGACGAGUGGGAAGGGUUCAUCCAGCCAGCGGGAUGGGUUGUGUCCCUGACAUUAGGUACUUAGUAAAUCUUAGAGGUGUAGUGGAGAGGAAGAGGAGGGGGAUCUGUCAAAAUAGUUCAGUUUGUUUUCCUCUCCAUUGCUUUACCCUGAGGAUUAGUGAUAUCUGAAGAUGGGUAGAACACAUUGAGGAUGACCAGAACUUUGGUACUUUACAGCACUUGCUCUCCUCCCAGCUUGGGUUUUUCUGUGUCAUCCUCUGAUCCCACAGGCACUGCUAAGAAGCUGAUUCCUCUGCCCAGGUAUGUAUAGCUCAAUCCAGAAGGGUAGUAGGUAGAGUCAGGGUGCUCCCCUGUACCCCAUCAAUUGUCUAUAGGCUCCAAGAGCUGAUCCAAGACCUAAAAUAGAAAAGGCACUGGGAUUCUCUUUCCAGAUAUCUGACAUGGGAAGUUUCUCUCUCCUUGCCCAAAAACAGGUUAAAAAAACAUGAGUUGACAACUCAAAGCACUUAUAACUGCUGCCCAUCUCCCUACCUCUAAUCCCCAAAAUAGAAUCAUGGAAUAGGGAAGGCCCCCAUGGGGUCAGAAGGGCACAGUACUUAUUGUAAUUAUUUUUGUUUUAACCUACAUAAUCUGCCAGACAUAUUUUUUUCUAAUGAGAAGCCAGGCCCCGCCAGCAUUUUUGCUGUUCACGCGCUGCCGUGGUUCUUGUGUGUCUGUUGUGCUGUGCGAAUGGAGAUUUAUUUCAGAAUCAAAGCAUUUAAAAACCUACAUGAACUCUAACCCCUCUCCCAACCCCAACAAAAAUCACUACAUAAACUGUUGAACAGUAUUCACCUAUCAGAGUAUUUGUUGUGAAUGUAUAAUAUCAAUUGAAAACACUACUUGUUUUCUUGUACAGUUUUCAGUGUCCAUCUCUUAAAGAGACAGUGUGUUCUCCCCACCCCAGUUCCACUUUCCUCCACCCUCUGAGUGAUGGAGUCUUCAAGAGGGACCCAGGGUGUCUCCUUCCUUCCCAUUCUCUUGACCAGAAGUUACCAGGCAAUACUGUCUCUUUAAAAUGAAAUUUUAAAGCUUUGCUUUGUUGUCUUCUCAGACAUACAUAUGCAUAUAUGUUUUAGAGGUUCUUAUAAGAGAGAAGAUGGUUUUUUGUGCCAAGUUGUGUGUGUGUGUGUGUAUAUAUAUAUGUAUGUGUGUGUGUGUAUAUAUAUAUAUAUAUAUAUACACAUAUAUAUAUAUCUGCCACGUGAUUAGUAAGCAAUAUAAUAGUAAACAUAUCCCCAUUACUUUUUUCUAAUAUUGGACCAAUGCAGUCCUAAUUGUACAUUUCCCCUUAAGAUGACGACACUCUGACUUGUUUAGGUAGAAACAUUGACCACCUCCAUUCCAUUGAAUCUUUUUUUUUUUCCUUUCUCUCCUUCCUGUAUCAAUCUUGAGGGGAAAAAAAAUACAAAUCAAAAGAGGUGGGAUGUCAAAGAUCCCCUUGAGCAGAGAAAAAACAGAAUAAAUGAAUAAAUAUUUUAUUAAAGAUAAAAGAGAAUUAAGAAAAUAGUUUGGAGUAUUUUCUUACUGUAGAGAAGCACUGUACAUUACUAAGAGACCUGGGUAUAAGAUACUCAUGUAUGGAGCUGGAGAAAUCGCAUGUCCAAGCCCGUUUGAGUGGUUUCUUUUGGUUUUCAUUGCAGGGAGCCGGGUGGGAGGGAGGUGGGGAUAGGGGCACUUUGGGAGUCUCCUUUUAGUCAAAGGCAGGAAAAUGACAAGAAAGAGAUUAAAAUUCAAUAUUUCCUUUAAUAGUGUUAAACACUAAAAUUUUAAAAAAGACAAAAAAAUGAAAAAAAAUUUGUAAAAUGUAAGAACAGAAGCAAAAGAUACUACGCUCUGUCAUUUUAUCUUUCUUUUGUUGAAAGACUAAAAACUGAAAUGUUUUUUAGACAAUCAAAUGUUAGGUAAGUGCAAACACUUGUUUUUUCUUACUGGUGUAGAAAUCAAUGCCUUUUUUAUUUUUCAGUUAUUUUAUAAUAACGGAAUAAAAAGAGUCCCCGGGCGGGUUGUGGUGUUUGAAAUGCGGGGCAAAGCACUACAUCACUGCGAGUAGAUCCGGAGUUAGUCUGCAUGUCUGUAGGCUGUGUGAUUGCGGAAAAUAUAAAUGCUGCUAAUAUAUUUCCUUUUUACAAAAGCAUAUCUAAAUAGAUGAUUGUUUUGAUGUUAAUCUUUGUAAAUUAUGUAUUACCAAUUUUAACAUUGGAUGUAAUUGCAUAAAAAGCUUGCAUCUCAAUCCUUGAAAGUCUAGUAUUAAAUGGAAAAACUUUUCCUAACUGUA
Erinaceus europaeus (western European hedgehog) is the source of this 11733-nucleotide messenger RNA. RefSeq names its product ASH1 like histone lysine methyltransferase (gene ASH1L). Lineage: Eukaryota; Metazoa; Chordata; Mammalia; Eulipotyphla; Erinaceidae. The transcript is spliced from 30 exons. Gene Ontology annotation, molecular function: DNA binding; protein binding; chromatin binding. Bases 241 to 9345 code for a protein of 3034 amino acids. Gene Ontology annotation, cellular component: nucleus. The record is from RefSeq and is a predicted model, not a curated record.